Molecule: messenger RNA, 550 nt
Organism: Leucoraja erinaceus (little skate)
Lineage: Eukaryota; Metazoa; Chordata; Chondrichthyes; Rajiformes; Rajidae
Gene: rbx1
Product: ring-box 1, E3 ubiquitin protein ligase
Exons: 5
Coding region: 73-399 (108 amino acids)
Biological process (GO): protein ubiquitination; ubiquitin-dependent protein catabolic process
Cellular component (GO): nucleus; cullin-RING ubiquitin ligase complex
Molecular function (GO): zinc ion binding; cullin family protein binding; ubiquitin protein ligase activity
Source: RefSeq, a predicted model, not a curated record
UGUGUUGCCCCCCCCCCACACGCCACAAACGCCCAUGCGCGGGUCGUCGAGCAGGCGGGCUGCGCGGACAAGAUGGCGACGGCGAUGGACGUGGACGCACCGAGCUCCACCAACAGCGGCGGCGGCAAGAAGCGCUUCGAGGUUAAAAAGUGGAAUGCAGUGGCCCUGUGGGCAUGGGAUAUCGUGGUAGAUAACUGUGCCAUCUGUCGAAACCACAUCAUGGAUCUGUGUAUAGAAUGCCAAGCAAACCAAGCUUCAGCAACUUCUGAAGAAUGCACUGUUGCUUGGGGCGUGUGUAAUCACGCAUUCCACUUCCACUGCAUCUCUCGAUGGCUGAAGACCAGACAGGUUUGCCCACUGGACAACAGGGAGUGGGAAUUCCAGAAGUAUGGCCACUAAAUGCCACAGGUACGCACCUGCCAUCAGCUGUUCCUCUGGCGCAUAGACCUACAUUAUUGGCUCCCAUCCUUCCUAUUCCCCUCUUCUUGGCGCCUCUGACAGCUGUUUAUUCAGAUUACAAGGACUUUAUCAAUAAUUGCCUGCUUUUUUU